Molecule: messenger RNA, 7054 nt
Organism: Notolabrus celidotus (New Zealand spotty)
Lineage: Eukaryota; Metazoa; Chordata; Actinopteri; Labriformes; Labridae
Gene: pitpnm3
Product: PITPNM family member 3
Exons: 20
Coding region: 498-3389 (963 amino acids)
Biological process (GO): phospholipid transport
Cellular component (GO): cytoplasm
Molecular function (GO): metal ion binding; phosphatidylcholine intramembrane carrier activity; phosphatidylinositol binding
Source: RefSeq, a predicted model, not a curated record
AACAGGUGAUGGGGAAGAGGACGAACGCCCUUCAGACGUGCGCGCACCGCUGGAGGCAGUGCAGACCGGGGCUCGUUUGGGGGAACUCGGGCUGGUGUUAGCAGCGGAGAGGAGACGGCGACUGGAGCUGGGUGGGCAUGACAUGUGAGCCAAGUCUGCACAGAUACAACAAAUACCCAAAGUAUGUCUGCGGCAGGGGCGGGUCGACGCAGUGAGGAACCGGACUCAGGUGAAUGAAAGCGAAGCUGCAGAUUUUUCUGCUUUUGAUUUUCUUUACCAACCACGGUGAGAAGAGACCGACUCGGUGGCUGAAGCUUCCCCCGCGCCUCCUUCACCCUGCCUCGGCGUGGCAGGCGUCAAGGUGCCGCAGGAGGAAGAGCCGCGCUGUUUCGUGAACUACUAGACCAAGACGUUUCUGCGCAGAGCAACGCCACGGUUUUUCCUGAGAGACACACACACAGGAGACAUAAGAGAGAGGACACAAAAGAGAGGACACUAUGUCAAAGGAGACGAGAGGAAAAGGGUCCUCACGAAAGCACAGCGCCACACAUUGGUGUCUGCAGAACAUCGCACAAGAAUCAGUGGACAGCUCUGAUGAGGAGUUCUUUGAUGCCAGAGCAGAUGUUAUGGAGGGGAAGAGCGCCAUGCUGCUCGGCAUGAGUCAGUGGAACUCAAACGACCUGGUGGAGCAGAUUGAGACUCUGGGACACAUGGAGGACCAGUCACAUGAGGGUCUCUACCAGCUGGGAGGUCCACAUUGUGCCCCGCAGAGCAGCAUUGAAGGCCUGGAGGACAGAGAGAGGAAAUGUAAGACCCAUGUGCUGCUCCUGGUGGUGCAUGGUGGAAACAUCCUGGACACAGCGGGUGGGGAUCCUAGUACAAAAGGUGGCGAUGUGGAAACCUUGUCCUCAGUGCUGGAGAAAGUGGCCCGAGUUCAUUUCCAGGCUGCCGCUGAGCAUGUGAUGAUCAAGUUGGUUCCAUGCCCAGCUGUGUGCGCUGAGGCCUUCUCUCUGGUGUCCAACUUGAACCCGUACAGCUACGACGAGAGCUGCGUGUCCAGCAGCGUUGACCACCUCCCCCUCGCCGCCCUCCCCCUCCUCGCCAUCGUCUCCCCUCGCUACCAGGACGCCGUGGCGACCGUGAUCGCCCGAGCCAACCAGGUGUACCACAGCUUCCUGCAGUCUGAGGACGGCCAGGGAUUCAGGGGUCAGGUCUGCCUAAUGGGCGACUGUGUGGGAGGUGUGCUGUGCUUCGAUGCUUUGUGCUUCAGUAACCACCAGAGGCCUGGCAGCCCCAACAACAGCAGCAGGAACAACAGCACAGAGAGCCUGAAGGAUAACUCAGGCCGGCUCGGCGAGUCCAGCCCAAGUCUGAGCUCCAGUAAGAGGCUGAGUAAGAGCAACAUCGACAUCUCGGCCCCCAACGAUGGGAACGGGCAGGGAGGGCCGCCGCUGAGUCGCAAGCAGAGCGACUCAUACGACGGAGAUACAUCGUCCUCGGGCCAGAACAGCUUCUUUUCUGGCCUGAUGAAGGAGAGCGUGGAGGUACGAGGAGGCAGUAGCACCAGUCUGGUGUUGAACCCCGGAAAAUUUGACUUUGAGGUGUCAGACUGCUUCCUGCUUGGCUGUCCGCUGGGCCUCGUGUUGGCCAUGAGACGCACGGUGCUGCCCUCAGUCCAGGUGAGCCAGCUACAUCCAGCCUGCUCUCAGAUUUUCAACCUAUUUUACCCCUCGGACCCUUCAGCCUCCAGACUAGAGCCUCUGCUGCAGCCUCUCUUCCACAAGUUGCCACCGUUUGCUGUUCCACGCUACCAGCGCUACCCUCUAGGAGAUGGACGCUCAAUGCUCAUAGCUGAGAGUAUUCAUGGCCAUCCUAACGUGUUUCUGGAAGGGGAUCAAACUCCAGGAGGUCCAGCUUCACAGCCGUCUUCUGAGACAAAGACUGAUGGCGGAGGAGGAGGAGACGGAGGCCGUAGAGCCAGCGAGACCAGUGUGGAAAGUGAAACGUCGAUUUGCUCCAUGAGCCAGCUGGGAAACACCAUUAGUAACAUUUCCAGUAGCUGGUGGGGCUCCAAACGGCUGGAUUUUGCUCUGUACUGCCCCGAUGUGCUGACCUCCUUCCCCACAGUGGCCCUGCCUCACCUCUUUCACGCCUCAUACUGGGAAUCCACUGACGUAGCGGCGUUUGUUCUCCGGCAGCUUAUGCGAUGUGACUGUGUGAAGACCCAAGAAGCGGACAAUCUGGACUCGGCUCCGUUUUCGCCCUCCAGCCCACGAGAAAAAUGGCUCAGGAGGAGGACGCACGUCAAACUUAGGAACGUCACUGCCAACCACAGGGUGAAUGACGUAAUUGCCACAGAGGAUGGACCUCAGACCUUGGUUGGUCGUUUCAUGUAUGGCCCCUUGGACAUGGUUACUCUGACUGGAGAGAAGGUGGACAUCCUGCUGAUGACACAACCUCAGUCUGGCCGUUGGGUGCACUUUGACACCGAGUUGACCAACAGCAGUGGCAGGAUUGCAUACACAAUACCCAAGAGCAAGAAGCUCGCCCUCGGAGUCUACCCAAUUAAAAUGGUGGUCAAGGGUGAUCAAACAAGUGCAGAGGCGUACUUGACUGUGUUGCCAAGAGGCAUGGAGUGUGUGGUCUUCAGUAUUGAUGGAUCUUUUGCUGCCAGUGUGUCAAUCAUGGGAAGUGACCCCAAGGUCCGCCCAGGAGCUGUCGAUGUCGUAAGGCACUGGCAGGACCUAGGGUAUCUGAUAAUCUACAUCACAGGCCGCCCUGAUAUGCAGAAGCAGCGUGUGGUGUCCUGGCUCUCGCAGCACAAUUUCCCCCACGGGAUGAUCUUCUUCUCUGAAGGCCUGGUUCAUGAUCCCCUGCGACAAAAGACCAUCUUCCUCAGGAACCUCAUACAGGAGUGUCACAUUAAGAUCAACUCUGCUUACGGCUCCAUGAAGGACAUCUCUGUUUACAACAUGCUGGGCCUCAGUCCCUCACAGAUUUAUAUUGUUGGAAGACCUUCGAAGAAGUACCAGAAUCAGUGCCAGUUCCUGAGUGAAGGCUACGCAGCGCACCUCUCCACUCUUCAGUUUGGCCACAGAGCCAGACCCAAGAAGUCUCCCUCAGUUCGUAUGGUCCUGAGAAAAGGCUCAUUCGGUCUCUCUGCGAAGCCUGACUUCCUGUGUAAGCGCACCCACCUGCGCAGAACCAUGUCUGUGCAGCAGCCCGACCCGCCAUGCACACCCAACCCUAAGCCUGAGCGAGCCCAGAGCCAGCCAGAGUCAGAUAAGGACCACGGGGGAGGAGGUGGUGGUGGAGGAGGAGGUGGAGGUGGAGGGGGACAGGGGGUAUGGGGACGGGCCUCCAUGCAUCGUGGAGACACCACUCCCUGACGACAGGAUGGAUUUCAGGAGGGGGAAAGAGGAGAACAAUGGGGUCUCAGUGUCCAGGGCAAAGAGAGACACCUCUACCCAUUGUACAUGUAUAUGGAUUGUGUGCUGGCGUUCUCCGCUCAGCUUCACCCCCUGCUUGGCCCUCUACACUUUGCAUUCUUUUGGCCUCUUUUCAUAACCUGCUCGAUGGAUUGCAUCACCCAGUCUUUGUGCCUGAAUUUUAAGCAGUUGCCUUGGAUGGCAACAUUUUUUGUGAAUGUCUGUGCAAGUUCGAACUUUGUCCAAUUGUAAAUCAAAAGAAUGUAUUUCAAAAAGUAGAUAAACACACAUAUUCCUGCGUACGCACUACUUCAGAGGAGGGAAAGUGUGACUUGAACCCCUCAGACUUUGAGAAACAACCUAUCAGACGCUCCACUUCAUUAUCCUCCUGUUUUACGUUCAUCAAUGUAAAUACUCAUCAUACGUCAUCUCUGCUUGAGCCCUGGACACAGAAGCACUGUGACAUCAAGGUUCAGUCUUUACACCACUCUGCGAUCUGGAGCCCAAGUCAGCCAACCUUGCCUGCCUCCGCCUCCAUUUUCCCCAGACUGUAAACACCUCUUCCUCUUUUUUUUGUGGCUGGCUUACUACACCCUCUGCCCCCUUUUUUUCCUUCUCCUCAACCAAUCAAGCAGAACAUGCUUUCGGACAGUCACCUCAAACCAGGGUCCACAGCCGCUGAAGCGCUGCUGUGUGCACAUCUCGGCCCCCUGAGGUUGCAUUUGCACUAUCAAAGUACACUGCAGUGGUUCUCGUUUUAGCAGCAGAACCUGCUUCAAACAAAGAGUUGUGUUUGUAUUUUGUUGAAUUUGUAGUUUCUGUUUUUCCUGCAGAAUGUGCACUGAUGCUGCCUGUUGAUUUAUGUAACUACUAAAGAAUAAAUAGCUAGUAGUUUGUAGGAAAGUGUUGGUUUGACCAAAAAAUGUUUACAGAUUGAUAAACACAGUUGUAAAAAGUGAUCAGAACUUUAGAUACAUCAUCUAAAUCCCAGUGUAUUUAUCAUUAAUGGCAACUACAGUAGUUUGUUGCUUGAUGGCUGCAGUAGCUUGCGGUUUAUUGUACUACAGAACACAUGCAUACAGUGGUAUUCCCACCACUUACUACAGCUGCACUGGAACCAAGGGAUUUGUGCUGAAGUCUGAUGCUGUCUUGUGCACUGGAGGUUGAAUUGAGUCUCACUGUUGCCAUGUUUGAAACUGUGCAAGUCAAACAUAUUUUUCUAUGAGGAGAUAUUGUAAAAAGAAAUAUUUUCAAUGUUUGUUUUUGAAUAUUUUGUUGUUGGACUUGUUGAAUGGUUGAUUUUUGCCUUAAAUUGUUUUACGAUGUAGUGUAGAGAAACAAAUUUAUUAGAUUUGUUUGACCAAAGUGUUGAGUUUUACUGUAACUUAAUGACAAAGUGCAUUUUAUCUAGUUGAUAUUUUUUGCGUUGACAUGUUUUAGAUACUGUAUAUUUGUGUGCAUGUGUGAGUGGGUGUCUAGCUAUUUGUUGUAGAGUUGUGUUUACUGUGAACAUGAAGACAGCUACGAUGAGCCUGAGGAUGCAGGGAGGCUAGUGUUAACAGACCUGCAUGUUCUCACUGCAGCUCACUACUGCCGGCUUUUAAGGAUUCAGCGUACAUUUUUGUAGUAAUGGAUUGAAGCUGUGUGACGAAGGAUGACAUAGUCAAGGUUUUAUACCUCCAAGAAAAGAAAAAGGGCUUAUGGGUUCGUACGGUGUCUGAAAAAACUGAAAACCUGCUUAGAAGUGGAACAUGUGAGGAGGAGGCUGUCUGCGACUCUGUUUCUUUCACUGCCUAGGUGGUCCAGUAAUUAGCUAUUUGAUAACUACUUAGUAUGUUUGACUCCCUGUAGUGCUGCCCCUGUUAUUGCAGUGCACUAAUUAGCAUUACCUGGUAAUUGUAUAAUAUUGUAAAAAAAAAAUACUGGAAAACAUGACUCCAUUUUGUUUCACAUUUAGUUAGUUAUUACUAAAAACUGCAAUCCAAACAGUAAAACCGUCAUUACCAUCAAUGUAUAGACAUCAACCAACCUGACGCCAACAAAUACUGGCACAUUUCUGUCACAAUGAAACACUGCAAGAGUGAAAUAUUAAAGUUGGGCACCAUUCAAGUACAGUAAUGUUAGUAAAUGGCAAAUAAUGAUCUAAUGGUUAAAUAGUGAUUGUUCAGUGCAUGUUAAUUUUUUUAUAUUGUUAAGUAAUUUUUUAUGUUUAUGAUCCUUGUAACUAACCAUAGAGUAUUUCUCUGUAAAUAACUGGUUGAAAGUAAGAAGUGGAUGUUAAAGCUGCUGUUGGUAGGAAUGGUGUAAAAAAUGUUACUUUUUUCUGCUGGGUUUGGAGAAAAGGUCAUAAUGCCCAUCGGUACUCAUCGGUAAGUGAAGUAAUUUGAGACUAUUGCGAAAUCUCUGUGUUUUCCAAUGCCUUUGUAUCAAGUAAUGUUAUUAUUCCCCUCGUUCCUGUUAUGACAGACCAAUUGUAGCUAAUCUCAAAUCCUCUGCACUGAUUGGUUAAAGGCCGGCCCCUACUACGUCCUCCGACUGGUUAUGAGACCGGCACUAUCGUUACUGCACACGCCGAUCUGUGUUGGGGGGCUAAGAGGAAAUCUGGUUGGGAGGGAUAGUGUUGACAUUCAAAGUCCCUCUCUCUGAACAGAUGUUUACUCUGUGACUACCAACAGCAGUUUUAAUUUAUCCAUGUUGAGUCAAAUUUUAAUCAGUGCUUCAACUAACAAGGAAGAGUUAUUGGUUUCAGCUCAUUUAUUGAAACCGACCAAUUAAUGUACUCCAUGUUUUACUCCUGGACACUAAUCCCAUUAUCACAUGAAAAAUAACAAAGAAAGGAAAAGAUAUAUUGAACAAAAAAUUAAAUGGCUGUAUUUAACAAGAUAUUCUGUCUUUUCUACGGAAGCCCUAAGCAGAUAUGCAUCCACACUUUUUUUUUUUUUCCUGUGAUAAGUAGUUUUCAGAUGUCAUCUCAAUUUCCCAAUUAUUUAUCUCCCUUUUUAAAGUUAAGAAUGCUAGUUUUCAGUUGUAAUCGUUAGAUUUAACUCUUUUGUGUAAAUAACAAAGCUUGUUUUCUCGUGAUAGCAGGUUCAUUUUCUGGUUAUCUAGAAAACAAAACUGGUCACUGUGAUUGGCCAGACCAGAGGCCAUGCUGCCACCACCCGACACUUACCGGGUAAGUAAAGCCUAUUUUAAUGUUUCAUUUUUUGUGCUUUUGCAACUCUUGGGAGUUAUGAUCAUGUGACAUGAAGUUGAGAUCCCAGAAAAAUGUAUCACAGGAAAAUUGAGUAAACCAAGUGUAUGGAUGGACGUCUGCUAAGGGCUUUCAAAUUUUAUGGAAGUACUAGCUAUAGUCUAUUAUUGGUACUCAUCAAAUCAUGACUUGACUAUUGGGUAGUCGCCUAAUUUGCCAUUUAUUAACAAUAUUUAAGACUAAAUAAGCUUCUGUUGGAUAUUUAUUUUUGUGCUCUAAGUCUCUGAAGUUGGCCUUUGACUAAUGAAGAAAACAAGUCUGGUUUCACAACUACAAAGUUCUUGUUUUGUACAGAUUCUCAGUGAUGAUGAACAUGUUAAUGUGUUUAUUGGAUGAUUGCAUAAAUAAAGAUAUUUCACAGUUGGAGAGAUGA